Syngnathus acus (greater pipefish) is the source of this 728-nucleotide messenger RNA. RefSeq names its product myelin basic protein-like. The record is from RefSeq and is a predicted model, not a curated record. The coding region runs from base 228 to 671 and encodes 147 amino acids. NCBI's taxonomy places the organism in Eukaryota, Metazoa, Chordata, Actinopteri, Syngnathiformes, Syngnathidae. The transcript has 4 exons. Gene Ontology annotation, molecular function: structural constituent of myelin sheath.
AUCAUCAUACCUACCAGCGUAGCGAAAUCAGGAAGCGCCGACACGCGCCGUUGUUUUAUUUUUCUCCUUGUGUGAAAACACGUUUUGAUGAGAGCAGCGUCUAGAAAAAGAGAUAAAGGGCUGACAUAUUCCAUGUUGACAACCUCUGACAGGACUGGUACUGACAGCGAGGCUCAGCUGUGGAUGCUGUUGACAGUGUAACCGGAGAGAAGGCCUCUGUCAGCAUCAUGGGGCAACGUCAUGGAAAGCGAGAGUCACCAACAGACACCAAGGCCUUAUCACCUGAGACCAACGAUGAGACAAGACCACCAGCACCAACAGCAACCACAUUAGCAGAAGAGCCACAAGAAGAAACACAAGAUGAAGUUUUCGGAAUGGGUGACACAGAUACAAACAAGAACAAUGGCUGCAUCUCGGAGAAGCCGGCGGUGACUGACUCCACAGGCGCUGAGGGCCCCCGCUCAGCCUGGACCUCGGCCAGCACAGCUGACCCUGACGCUGCCACACCGCGCCCCCAUCUGGCCCGCCUUUUCUCCCGAGAUGCCCCGGGCCGAGAGGACAACACCUUCAAAGAGCGACCCUCUGAAUCGGACGAGCUGCAGACUAUCCAGGAGCACAGCGGAGCGGCUUCAGAGUGCGGGUCGGAGAGCCCCGAGCAGGACCUAGACUAAGCUAGCCUUUCCUCCUUCCCUCUUCCAUCUCACUUCCAUCUUCUUUGCGCUCUCGUU